AUGUGUCGAGCUGUAUUAUGCUCCACAUAACGAAUUAUCAUCGAAAAUACCUAUAAGAGGAAUCGAUGAAGUUGACGAUACGAAGAUGGGGUUAUAUGUUGGCCAAUUGUCAUGCUGAAAAGACUACGUGGAGUUCGAGGUAACAUUGCCGAAAUGAGAACCAUCACUCUGAGUAAUGGAAAUAUAAAUUUCAUUUUCGUGUUGAUGUUUCUGAUAACAUUUGUAAUACUACUGAUUAUCGAAGUAACGUUGACAACUUACUAUAAAAGCCACGCUUUACACAAACCAACCUACACAAUAAGCUCAGAAAGAACACAAAAAUUUGAAGAAUAUUCGUACAAGAAUACAAAUACAUUACUUCCACGAGAUGCAGUCUGGCAACCAGUCACAGGAACCACGUAUAAAUUUUACGUGUAUUCUGCGUUUUUGGAUAAGAGGAGUAGAAAACAGUGGGUGAUCAAGGUGAUAGGAGCGACGAAGACGAAAUUCUACGAUAAAGCCAUCUGUAUUUUUCAUUUCAAAGACAGGCCGGGUGAACGAAUACGUGCAAAAGUCGCGGCGAUUCGAGAGAACUGGAAUCUACCCUACAGCGCCGUCUUCAUAAUAUGCAAUAUAAAAAAUAGUUCUCAUAUACCGUCUUCAGUUUCAAUAUCCACUUAUAAUAAUCAGUAUUCUACGAAUAAAGACGCAGGCAAUAAUUUACUGGUUCAGAAUCAUCCGGACUUGACUCUUGAUCAAAACAAAGACAAGAUUGCCGUCUGUGUGAAACCUAUUCAUUAUAACUACGAUAAGACUGUUCAACUGCUCGAAUUUAUCGAACUCAAUCGCCUAUUAGGAGUUAGCCAUUUUACAUUUUAUAAUUCGUCAUUGUCGUCCAGUACAAAUUGCAUUUUACACCACUACUUGAAAGAAGGAACGGUAUCUGUGCAUUCGUGGCAUUUGCAAGAUAUUCGAUCACAAGUUGAAAUCCGAACCGAAGGCAUGUUCGCAGCACUGAACGAUUGUUUGUACAGGAAUAUGUAUACUUACCCUUACGUGGCGUUCAUCGAUUUGGAUGAAAUAAUCACACCUCAAUUUAAUAAGACUUUGAAUGAUCUCUUGAAAUGGCUCAGUAUCCGUUACAAUACCAAUCAAGUAUCAGCGUAUUCGUUCCAAAAUGCAUUUUUUUACACGCAGUGGAACGACGACUCGAGUUUAGACCACUCUAACGAAAUUGAAAAACAUUUGAUAUCGAUAAGAAAAACAAGACGAUGUCUGAAGCUCAGUCCUCACACGCAACGAUCAAAAUACAUAGCCAAAGUUAAAAACGUCUUCGAAGUUGGUAAUCAUUUUGUAUGGCAAUUUUUACCACUUCAAAAUGUUCUGAAUGUGCCUCCGAAAGUGGCUCUUUUGCACCAUUAUCGUGUGUGCGAAUUUGGCGGAGAUGGCUGUGUUCAUUUACCUUCUGUAGUGGAUCGCACGUUGCAUUCGUACAGACGUAAUUUAACGUGUAAAAUUGCCGAGAAAUGGCUCCGAUUAAAUGAUCGGUGUGGUUUACCGAAACUCGAGAAUUUUAAUUAUGAGAAAAUUUGCGAAAAGUGAUGAAAAAUUGUUUCGAGAUUUUUUUUUCCAAAAAUAUUCAAAGUGCUAAAAAGUCUGCCUUUUUUGUUAUAGAUUGCGAAAAAGUCAUCUUUUACUAGAAUUGCGAAAGAUUCUCUAAAAAUUGUGAAAAGGUUUCUCUUUUAGUUGAAAAUUGCCAAAAAAAACCUCGCUUUUUGCUAAAAUUUUCAGUUUGGCUUUUCGUUCACUACUUUGUAAUCAAAAAUUUUCUAUGAGACUAAAAUUUCCAAUAUGCUUCACUUUUUUACUAAAAUUUAAAAUUACUAAAAAAUUGGUUUUUUGCAAAAAAAAAAAAAAAAAAAAAAAAAGAAACAGAAAAGUCUCAUUUUUGCCAAUAAUUUUCCAAUAUCCUCUUUUUUUAUGAAAAUUUUUCGUCCAGAAUUUUAUUUUGUCAAAAACUCUCAAAAAUAUUUACUUUUUGAACAGAAGUUUCCAAUAAACUUGAAAUUUUUAAUUAGCCUCACUUUUGUGCUAAAAGUUGCUAAAGUCCUCUUUUUUUGGCAGAAAUUUCCAAAAAGAAAUACCUUUUGCUGAAAUUGUCAACGCCUUGCUUUCUGAAAAAUUUAGAAAAAAUUUUAUAUUGUUGUCCAAAUAGUAAAAGUCUUGUUUUUUGACAAAAAUUGUCUAAAAAAUAAUUUUUUUGUCAGAAAUUGUCAAAAAAAAACAUCCAUUUUGAUGGAAUUUUUGGAGUGUUUCUUUCUGCCAAAAACAACGUAAAAUCUAGUCUUUUAUUAAAAUUGCCAAAAAAAGUCACAUUUUAUGUCAAAAAUUGCUAAUUGGUGUUUUCUUCCAAAAACUUUGAUUUUCCAAAAAUAUAUUCAAAAAUUUAUUUUUUACCAGAAAUUUCCAAAAUCUCUCAGUUUUGCUGAAAUUGUCAAAGUCUUGUUUUCUGACAAAAAUUCCAAAUAAUCUCGUUUUUAGUCAAAAUUGACAAAAGGUCUCGUAUUUUUUCGUUGUUGAAGAUUUAGAUCUUUUUUGUCAAAAAAUCACUUUUUCAAAAAAUUACAAAAACGUCCAACUUCAAGAAUUGCCCUGCAAUAUUGUUUUUUUGCCAAAAAAUAAAAAGCUCUGUCUUUUAAUAAAAAUUUCAAAGUCUCAUUUUUUUCCCCAAAAAAUUUCAAUUUCUUUCUAAAAAUUGCCAAAAAGUUUCAAAAGGAAUUUAAAAACUUGAAAAACUUGUUUUUUUUUUAGAAAAUAUUGUAAUUUUUUAAUCAAGAAUCACAUUUUUCUUUCAAUGAAAAAAUAACUGGGCUCGAAAGUAACGCUAGAUUUGGACUCAGUGAUCUCAAAUUAUUCGGAAACCUCCAUAAAAAUGUUACUUUCGACCGAACUAGUAAAAAAUUAACGUAGAAUUGGAUGCGAAUGCUUCGUGUUGAUAAAAUUGCAUAAUCAGUUUGCCGUAAAUACGAAAGGGGAUUUUUUUGAAAAAUUAGUUGAAGCGUUUUGGGCACGUCGAAUCCAUUUCCGGUGUCGAAAUUUCGCUAGAGUGCGCCCUUCUCUGAGAAAUAGCUUUUAAGGCCCAAAAUGAGGUCUAAAGAAUAAUUAUUAUAAACUGUAUUAAUUAUGUUUUUUUUUUUUUUACGAAUUGGAGAUCGUUGAACACAAAAAUUACGUCCAAAUUGAGUCUCGACCCAUCAGGUUUGGCCUCAGUAGCUCAAAUUAAUCGGAAACGACAUGAAAAAAUGUGAAUUUCGAUUGAACAAGCCAAAUUACAACGUAAAACUGCGUGUGAAAUGUUUUGUGUUGAUAAAAUUGCAGGGGAUUGUUUUGCUCAAAAUUUUGAAUCAGUAUAUUGAAAAAAUACCUGCAUAAAAUAUUUGAUUAGUAGGUAAGGUAAGAUAACGAUUCAAAGAUUAAGUUUGAUUUGGUUCCACGAUUUUAAAAUUUAGAUCUGGGUUUAACUUGAAUGUUCCAAAUUAAAUAAUUUUUUUUUUUUUUUUUGAAAUACAAGGUUGUGUUAUUUUUAUUUUAAGUGUUCCUUUCCUAGUACUUCUUGUGAAAUGAAAUCAAGUUAAAAGUAGUCUAUCAACUCGAAUAUUUACCAAAAAAAAUUUAGCGGGCAAUUUUUUUUUAUAAAACAUUUAUUAUGAACGAUAUAAGUUAUUGUAUUUUAUUUUCUAUUUUAAUUUUUUUUCAACAUAGUGAAAUUUUAAUUUCAUGUCUUUUUAAGAUAUGGAUUGUUGCUUUAGAUAAUGGAAAUUUUACAUGAAACUGGAAUCAUUUAGAAAGUGCCUUAUUUGAAUGUAUUUUAUCAAGGGCCUAUGGUUAAUGUGUUCAUCAUUACCAAAAUAUUUAAAUUGUUGAAUUGAUGGCAAAAUUUUAGCUUAAUUGGAGAUUUUCCAAGUAUAUGUAUCUUUUUAUAUUUAUACUGGCCUAAGGGAAAAUUUUUACGUUGAUAAAUUUUUGUUAUUUUUAAAUACAGAGUGGGUCAAAAGUCAGUACCCCGAUUUUCACGUUUUAGUUUUUCUUUAAAAAAAUCAAAAACUAAGCAUCCUAGAAAAAAACUAAUGACAUCAAGUCGAUUCGAAAUUUAAUUCUCUACAACUUUGUCCUACUGAAAAUUUUUUUGGACGCUUCCUUUUGCCUCCAGAUCAAUUUUUAUGAAGCUCAGUUGGCAAAUUUUUCGAAAAUUUUAGUUUUUUGUAAAAAAAUUGAGAACUAAGCAUCCUAGAAAAAAACUAACGACAUUAUGUCGAUUGGAAAUUUAAUUCUCUACAACAUUGUUUUCACGAAAUCUUUUUUGGACGCUUCCCUUCGCCUCCAGAUCAAUUUUUAUGAAGCUCAGUUGGCAAAUUUUUCGAAAAUUUUAUUUUUUUCGUAAAAAAAAUCAAAAACUAGGGGAAGCGUCCGAAAAAAAUUUCAUGAUGACAAAUUUGAAGAGAAUUAAAUUUCGAAUCGACAUAAUGUCGUUAUUUUUUUUCUAAGAUGCUUAGUUUUUGAUUUUUUUUACAAAAAACUAAAAUUUUCGAAAAAUUUGCCAACUGAGCUUCAUAAAAAUUGAUCUGGAGGCGAAAGGAAGCGUCCAAAAAAAAAUUCAUUGAAACAAAGUAGUAGAGAAUUAAAUUUCCAAUCGACAUAAUGUCGUUAGUUUUUUUCUAGGAUGCUUAGUUUUUGAUUUUUUUAAGAAAAACUAAAACUCUUAGAAAUGAACUUCUGAAAAAUUUUUCAUAAAAAUCAUCAAGUCACAAAAAUCAAUCUGGAGGCGAAAGGAAGCGUCCAAAAAAAAUUCAUUGAAACAAAGUUGUAGAGAAUUAAAUUUCGAAUCGACUUGAUGCCGUUAGUUUUUUUCGAGGAUGCUUAGUUUUUGAUUUUUUUAAGAAAAACUAAAACGUGAAAAUCGGGGUACUGACUUUUGGCCCACUCUGUAUGUAUAUUGUCUUCCUAUGUAAUAUUUCUGAAUUUGUAAUCACUCGAAAAAUAAAAUAGAUUUGCACAUUUUUUUCUAUA
This is a messenger RNA of Planococcus citri (citrus mealybug), 5046 nucleotides long. RefSeq lists its product as uncharacterized. Bases 112 to 1581 code for a protein of 489 amino acids. The record is from RefSeq and is a predicted model, not a curated record. Gene Ontology annotation, molecular function: glycosyltransferase activity. Gene Ontology annotation, cellular component: cytoplasm. Lineage: Eukaryota; Metazoa; Arthropoda; Insecta; Hemiptera; Pseudococcidae. The transcript has 7 exons.